AUGGCACCAAAGAAGACCGAUUAUCCGCGACCCUCACGCUCGAUGGACCAUGCAGCAGGCUCCUUGACACUCAAGAGACACACGAGCUGCUCGUCAUGCAGUUGUCCCGGCCAACAUCCUGCGUCAAACUCCAGCGUUGUACUCCACGACGGGCACAGUGCAGGGUCGAAUUGGCAAUGGGAGUGCGAGUGUGAGCACGAAGGCGUAGAAGGCCACGAGCGGGAGGAGGAUCAGGAGGAGCGCCAGCGAAGGCUUAGAGUGGCAAAGCGCAUAGACGAGCUUUUACAGGUAAGUACCGGCACUACAUUGUCACCUCGAAGCCCUCUCUUGACCUUGGCGAUCUUUCAUGCUCAUUUAAGGACGAAGGCAAGCUGCAAGACUUCGGCUUUGUUAACGAGGACGUUAAAAGCCUGCGAAAGUGAGUUCGCGGCCGGCACAGCGCAGAAUCGUACAUUCGAUGCUUACGUAGCAUUUCUCACUGCCCUCAGACAAAUGCUACCUGCAUCAGGCAGACACCCUGAGCGGAGCGUCGAAUCUCCUCGCCCUUCGCACCUUGGUGAGCGAAAAAGGGGCCGGGACAUUAGUGCUUCGCAGAGCCCUGCUCCUGGAAGCAGCUGCAACAGCGCAGCAGGACGCGAGUGUAAGUCUCAAAAGUCGCUUUUCAGUCCGCAUAUUCUCAGGCCCUUUGUCUCUAUCGCUCCCUUCGCAGCCCACUUUCAAAAGAAGCGAAAGACGCUGAUUGAUCGGGGCCAAGGUGCGGAUAGCGCAAUAUCUUCUCGUGCUUCUUCUCUCGGUCCUCUCACGCCUUCAGCGGAUGACGAAGGUUCAGCCACAGGGCCUCGAAUAGCAGGCAUGGGUGAAAUCGGCUCAUCUGACGAAGCCUCGACAGCGCCGGAGGCCAUCGUCGCGGAAGGUGAAGGUCACGGAAAGCGCCCGGCUCGCAGCCAGAAAGGGCUACCGGAGGCCACUGAAGGAGCAGCAAACCCCAUCAGCGUCGAAGUGACAGAGCAACCCAAACCUAGUCGCGAUGAGAUCGAUCGGGGCGCCGACUUGGACGCAGCGGUCAAAGGCUCUAGCAUCGACGCUGGCUGGCUUGAUGAGGUGAGUCAGAUCAAGCUUUCGAUCCCGUAAUCGAUGCGGCCGACAAGCUGACGGGAAGUGACCGCGAUCUCAGCCCGAGGCGCCGCGUAAAGAGAGACCGGCGGUGAUCGAAGAGCGCGCUGGGCUCAUCCAAUUCAGAGUGGUGGAGAAUGACGGGCGCCCUGAGAGCAUGAUCAUUCUUACUGGGCUCAAGAACAUCUUUCAGCGACAACUGCCGAAGAUGCCUCGCGAGUACAUCACCCGCUUAGUUCUGGACCGGAACCACCGAAGCAUGGCCAUCGUCAAGAGAGGCUUGCAGGUGGUCGGUGGGAUUACAUACAGGCCUUUUGAGCAGAAGCGCUUUGCCGAAAUCGUCUUUUGUGCCAUCUCUAGCACGGAACAAGUGAAGGUGCGUUUGCUGCAGAGCCCUAGACCAUGGAGCAUCGCUGAUCCGUUUCUCUGCGCUGGUCAAAAGGGAUACGGUAACCACUUGAUGAAUCACGUCAAGGACUAUGUCAAGGACUCGAGCGAAGUGAUGCACUUCCUCACGUAUGCCGAUAACUACGCCAUCGGGUACUUUAAGAAGCAGGUGAGUCCCUUUGAAUGAAAUCGCUGCAGCAGGCGCCUUCUGAAACCCAACGAACCUCACAGGGCUUCACCAAAGAGAUCACUUUGCCAAGAUCUCAGUGGGUCGGCUACAUCAAAGAUUACGAAGGCGGCACAUUGAUGCAAUGCAGUAUGGUCCCUCGAGUGCGCUAUCUUGGCGUCACGGAUCUGCUGGCUCAGCAGCGGCGAAUGAUCCUGCAAAAGAUCCGUCAGAUCAGCAGAAGCCAUGUCGUGCACAAAGGCCUGGACGUCUUUCGAAAGAAACACGACGAAGAUCUCUCCAAGCGCGAGGUCGAAGAGUCUAGCGAGGAUGAAGAUGUGCCACUGGCGAACAGCAAUCAUGCAUCGACCUCCGCACCUAGCGCGUCGAACAAGAGGAAGAAAUUCGUGGUGGACCCUGCCGAAGUGCCUGGCCUCAAGGAGAGCGCCUGGACACCCGAAAUGGACGAAAUAUCUCGACGACCCAAACGCGGACCUCAUCACGCCCUCAUGCGCCACGUGUUGGUCGAGCUGAACAAUCACCAUGCGGCUUGGCCUUUCACUGCACCGGUAGAUGCAGCUAGUGUGAGUGUCCUGCCUCGGACAUCGAUUGACGCCGGGACGCUCUGACAACCGGCUCUCGCGCAGGUUCACGACUAUUACUCAGUCAUCAAGCAGCCCAUGGGUGAGCAUACCGCGUUGACAGCAAGCGGAAAGUGCUAUGCUGAGAACCUUGCAUUUCACAUCUUUAGAUCUGAGCACCAUGGAGACGAAGCUGGAGAAUAAUGCAUACGCGACGGUGGAGGAUUUGACAGCAGAUUUCAGGCUCGGUAGGUGUGCUUUGCCGUAGGAUCUUGCGAUGGCUGUGGCACAGGCGAGAAUGCUCACGAGGCCCCUCUCCCCUUGCUCAUCUCUCAGUUGCUGCCAAUUGCCGUCAAUACAAUGGCCCAAGCAAUUCAUACACCAAGCUGGUCAACACGCUCGAGAAACACUUUGAUCGAGAAAUAGGAGGUGUAAGUAGUGCCUGUACGACCACUGAGCCAUCGCCAAUGACUCCUUGACUGACUUGAAUGCGACAAAUGUCUCGUUUUGGCGUACUUUGCAGUGGAAACAAAGCUAUGGUGUCUUGUGA
Molecule: messenger RNA, 2797 nt
Organism: Ceraceosorus bombacis
Lineage: Eukaryota; Fungi; Basidiomycota; Exobasidiomycetes; Ceraceosorales; Ceraceosoraceae
Source: the annotation of a GenBank genome assembly